Xyrichtys novacula (pearly razorfish) is the source of this 6200-nucleotide messenger RNA. The record is from the annotation of a GenBank genome assembly. NCBI's taxonomy places the organism in Eukaryota, Metazoa, Chordata, Actinopteri, Labriformes, Labridae.
GCGCAACAUCCGCUCCAUAUUCUCUGAACUUUAUUUUGAAAGGCUGCUGACGUAAUCGGGAACACGUUCCUUUACGUUUCCUGACGUUUCUUUACGUCUGUGUGUCGUCGCCCUCUGACGGUAUGUGGAAAGUAGCAAUGUCGGAGGAGGUUGGAAAGGCGCUGCAGUCGGUGGUUGAUCGGGUGAACCAGGCGGCGACACGCCGGCCCAAGGUAACCAGAGCCCGGCAGAACCCUGCUCAGGAGCCCCGUUAACCAAGCUCCUCAGCCGGGUCCAGAUAAUGUCUCUGCGGCGGCACGACGCGUUAUGUAAGGCUGCCAAACACCUCAACCUUUGGAUGGGAGGCAGAGAGCUGCUGGCAGCACUUUCAUAACAGCAUGCAUGCUUCGUGCGUGGUGUGCGUGAUGUGCGGGGGGGCAAGAGGAGUCUGCAUGCAGAGAAACACCGAGAUUAUAAUGUCGUGAUGUGCAUGUUUGAAGGUUUUUUAUCCACAUUUGGAUUAGCCUGUCUUCACCUGAGCACUGACAGCCAUGAAUGUAAACAGGUCGUUAUCACGCACACAUCCUGCGUGAUGCUGCUUCGUGAAGGUUGAUAUGUAGGUCAGAGGACGAACCCCAGCUCUGAUAUCAGGAAACAUCAGUUUGAACCUGACAGGCUGAUCUCACACUGAUGUGUUCACUGAUGGAGAUAAUGUGUGUGUGUGUGUGUGUGUGUGUGUGUGUGUGUGUGUGUGUGUGUGUGUGUGUGUGUGUGUCCUCCCUCAGACUCUUCCUGCUGUGUCUCCUCGCCUCGUUGCUGUCAGUAAGACCAAACCUCCGGACAUGGUGGUGGAGGCGUACAGACAGGGUCAGAGGAACUUUGGGGAAAACUAUGUGAGUAAAAACAGGUGAAUGAACAGCAUGAAUGAUAAACUCUGACAGGUAUAGAGGGAUCAGUCUCACCUGUGUGUCCUCUCCAGGUGAAUGAGCUGGUGGACAAGGCUUCAGACCCUCUGGUAUGUUUACAGAUUUAUGAAAUAGACUCUAUUCUCUCUUUCAAGCUCUCAUAAACUUUCCUUCUCGUCCUCCAGAUUUUGGCCUCCUGUCCGGACAUUAAGUGGCACUUCAUUGGUCACCUACAGAAGAACAACGUCAACAAACUCUUGGGUAAGUCACACCUGCUGCACCUGAUCCAUGUGCAUGUUUUCAAAUCUCACAUUUACCCUCCCUAUCCUCAGGUGUGCCAAACCUCUUCCUGGUGGAGACGGUGGACUCAGUGAAACUGGCCGAUAGGGUGAACAGCUCGUGGCAGCGUCUGAGAGGAGCCAGCAUGCAGAGGCUAAAGAUCAUGGUGCAGAUCAACACCAGUGGAGAGCAGAGUGAGUGUUGAUUCCUGUGUGUCUGCAAACACACACAGACCCUCGGGUGUUUUCAAACUGUCACCUGGUCUCUGCAGGUAAACACGGCCUUCCUCCAGAGGACACAGUGAACACAGUGAAGCACAUCGUGUCUCAGUGCUCCGCCCUGCACUUCUUAGGACUCAUGACUAUCGGACGCUAUGGCUACGACCUCAGCCUGGGCCCCAACCCUGACUUUCAGGUACACAAGCUGGACUUAGAACAUGAUGAGGAUCAGGAGGCGGCGCAUGGAGAGCGGUUUGAUCCAGAGACGUAGUUAAUGUCAUCUCAGGGAGCCCCUCAUUAAGAGCACCUCCAUACUGUACUCUGUUUCAUUACUUAGAUCAUUUUCCGGUUUUAAUGUACAAAUUUCCAUCAUUCAUACUGUUGCGUCCCCUCACUGGCACCCUUGCUGUAUUAAACAGGAUUUUUAAAAUUUGCUGAUCACUCAAAGUGUAGAAAUGCAGACCCUGAAUGAGCAAUCUUGUAAGUUUGGGUCCUUGUGUGGGGCUUCGAACCUGUCAAACAUACGAUACCACAGCCUCAGUCCUUCUUCUUCUGCUGUGGAGGGUUUGACUAUUACCUUUCUUAGCUACGCAUUUAUGCUGUUCAAUUUCUGGGUUAAAGCCUGAUGUGCAAACUGUGGAGCACACUCAGAACACUCAGGCCAGUUUCAGUCCUAUCAUAAAUGCAUCUGUAGAGCUACAUGAUGUAGAAGUCAGAUUCAGAGUGAUUUCAGAUAGACUAACAUUUCUCUUUGUGUUGUGAUAGUCAGGGUUGGAGUUAAGGUCAGACAUGAGAGUGUGGUCCUUGCAGGAUCCAGUGCAUAAGAUGGUGGAAUUGCAGUUCCUAAAUCUGCACCCUCUGGAUCUGCAGACUUAUGCUACUCAGAUGGUUGGAGAAGAAUAAAGAUUAACUCAACGAAUCAACUAGGAGUAAUUUAACUUUCUGUUAAUUGAUCCUAGUGUUUUAUGAAAGCCUUCAGUUUGGUGUAAAGAAGCUGUUUUUAUUUCUUGUGCAGUAAUUCAUCUCUAAUCUCUAAACUAAAACUAAACCGUCUCAAACUGCAGGGUUCUGAAAAUCAAACUAGUCCAACACUGAAAGCAAACAGAUCAGCUGACGGAGUUAUGUGAGGUGGGAUUGGUUGGGUUAUAAUCCUGUUCAUGUGUCCCCCCUGCAGAUGCUCCUGAGUCGGAGGCAGGAAGUGUGUGACAAUCUGAAGCUUCCCAUGGAGGAGGUGGAACUCAGUAUGGGCAUGUCCACAGACUUCGAACAUGCGGUGAGUUUCAGUCUUCUGUUGGCAUUUACAUGGAGUUGCUUUGACCAAUCAGGAGUCAGCAGGAAAAACUGUCUGUAUGGAGAGCAAAAACAGGAGGAACACAAUCCAUAUACUAAAAAUAUAAAUAGUAUUCUAAAAAUAGUGAAAGCGAGGUUUGGUUUCAUGUAAAAUAUUAUGAUUGUGAUCUAAUUAUGGUUUGUUUCCAGUUGUCAUAGAGAUGUGGAGGCAGACAGGAAAGUGCAGAUGGAAAAAGCACAAAUGCAGCUGAGAUUUGUGAAUCUUUAGAAGCCUGUUUGUCAUUCAGAUCCUCAUGCAGAACUGUAUUAAAAAUAGACAGGACUCUGCAGUGGAAAUCCCCUUAUGUGCCCCGAAUCUCUUAAUAAGAAUACUGUCUGUGAACACAGUUCAUUAGGCAUCCACAAAUCAGGUUCAAACUGAACCAUUCAAAUAGGAAUCUAGCUAGAAACAUGAAGCAGAAACACCAGAGACUUCUCUGGACCUGAGCCCGUAUAAGGUGGAUAUUUUCCCUCUUCAUUUUUUACACUAACUUCAGUGCCUACAACAGGUUCUUGAACAGGUGCUUUUCCUUUUUUAUCCACACAUACACCAAUAAUGGAACCAAAUCAGAAACCACAUUUGAAGUAUUCUUUAUCAUCGUUUUAACAUGUUUCCUCCUCCUGUGUCACAGAUUGAGGUUGGCUCCACUAACGUGAGGGUGGGCAGCGUCAUAUUCGGUAACAGAGAGUAUCCCAACAGUGCAGCUAACACUCCAAACCCAAGUCCAGGUCCCAGCCCAGCCCCCAGCCCUGAAAAAACCUCCAAGACGGUGUCAGAGGAGGCGGCCAAGAAGAUGCAGCACCUGACUGUGUCUGGACAGUAGAAGAAGAAGUGCUCCUCUUCCUCUGAAUAUUCAAGAAAAACUCUUCUCGAUGAGCUCGGUGAGCAGGAAAAGAGGUCAUCUCCACAGGGCAAGCGGGACCCUGAUUUGGGCCUCAUUUUAACGUGUAUUUGAUUAACCCUCUCCAGUCUCUGUGUGCCCGCCUGCUCUCAGAGCAGCGUUCAGACAGAGCUAGUCUGAUCUUUUUUAACAGUAACGUGUCACUAACCUGUAGCUCUCAUGGAAACCCUCCUGCAGUAACUGGAUAAAGUCAGAUAGAAACUACUGAACACUCUGAGGACGUUUGGCGUGAUAGUGAGGAUUUGUGUCAUGUGAUAUUUUCUACCUUCUGACCCGACAUGUGACCGUGCAGAAACGUGACGUCUAACUGAACAAUGUGCCACUUCUGUUGUACGACAGAGACUCUGUUUAAUAAACCAUUGAUCCCUUUAUAACGACACACAGUUUGCGUGUUUGGUAUUGUUUUGGUACGAUGUGUGUGUGUGCGUGUCAGAUCUUUAUUCUUGAUAUGAACAGAGUACGUGUUUCUGUGUCUGUGCUGUGAUUGGUGGAAAUAAGCGAGGAUGUUGUGGAUCUAUGCAAAGUGUUGACUUUGUGUUGCUGGGGCUUUUUAAGUCUGUGUUUCUGUGGUUUCACUGAAGCUCUCUGCGGGUCUCUGUGUCUCUAAAAACCUGAGCUUGGACAUGUGGAUGCUGUGUUUGCAGCCGGAGCCAAGCAAUAAAUCUGACUGUGUUAAAUAUCGGCUGUGUGUUUCUUCAAAAACAACCUCAGAGGUGAGCGGAAGGUUUAAAUAAGACUCUUUAUUCAGCACAUGAAGGUGGUGUGAUAAUAACAACUCAAAAACAUGACCUACCACAGUCUGCAGCUGGACAACUGAACUGAUAAUACUAAUAAUGCUAAUCCACUUUUCUCUGUCUAACAAUAAAAACUCAUCUCCCAUCAUGAAUCAGAAUAUUUAUCCAUGAGUGUAAACUUGGCCGAGGCUCUGCAGCAGAAUAAAUACGUUUUUGGACACUGAUGACAGGAACAGUCACAAACUUCAUUCAGUGUAAAAAGUUUUAGAAAAUGAACAGCUGCACGUUUUAUUUACAACAAAGAUAAUUCUGUUAUCACAAACUGUAUCUACAGAACAGCCCUAACGAAAAUGUGCGGGAAAAUCAAGCUAAAAACUAUUUACAUUCAGCAGAAAGUGACACCACUGUAAUUCAGCGUCAAUAAGCCAAAUAUAAACUGGUAAAAAGUGAUUAUGACCAUAAAUACUGAAUAACUUUAGAGUUUAUGAACCAUGAAAUAAUCUGUAACUGGAGUUUUAGCUGUAAAUACAUGAGUGAAUUAUGAUAUCAAGUAUUUAUGACUGAGUGAAUAGUGUGUAUUUAUAUUGUAUUUAUGUGUUCACUCUUCCUUAACCUUCAUCACUGCUGAGCGUGCUCCAUUAGGUAAUGAAGACUACAGCGUGAGGCGACUUUCUGUAUCUGAAUAUUGUUACACAAAAUAUUUGGAUGAAUUUAAUCAAAGAAUCAAAUCAAAAACAUAUUUGACCUCCUAUUGCAAUCAAAUUGAGAACCACUACAUCCAUUGAGCAGCAUAUCAAAUAAUCCCAAAUGAUGUUGAAAAUUUCCUGACCUCCAAAUGGUGCAAGUUUAUACUUUAUGCUUUGAGGAGAAGGUGAACAUUAAAGGCGUAUGACCUGUUAGCAAAGGCUAAAUAUGAGGUUAAAGUGAGGCAGUUCUACAGAGGCAUGAAGAUUUAGUGUGACUUUAGUUGACUGAGACCUCAGAUAUCUUUAGGGGUUAUUAAACUAUGAAACAAACUAUGACAGAAUCAUAAAAACAUAUUUUUUACAGAAGCUCUAAGCAGACAUGCUUCCACAUUUUUUAUUUAAUCAGUUGUCCUGUGAGAAAGAGAUUAUUUUGGUUGUUUUAUCAUGAUCUGCCCUGAAGAUGAACAUAUUUGAGAGCUGGUUUUUAGCGGACAGGUGAGGUGAGUCAUGUAAAGAGGCAAUUGCCGAGACUGCUUUGUUUUCUAGAUGACCAGAAAAUGAUCCUGUUAUCAUGAGAGAACAAGCUCUUCCAUCUCAGGAUACUAAGGAGUAAAUAAGCCCAAAUCUCAAGAGAACCACAGAAAUGAAAUCUUCAUCUUAAUAAAAUGUAUGACGCAUGUCUGCUCAGGGUGUGGUGUUUCUCAGGAUCAGCCACUGGGUUAUUAGCUCAAAAAUAAUCACUAGUUUAUUCCUGUGUGACAAUAAAAUCAAACCUCAGGUCACUCAUGUCUCUAGUGGUUCAGCACAGGAGGGUAAAAGCAGGAGAACAAAGAGAGAUAACUGGUGUCGCUAACGGAAAAAGAAUCAAACUCUAAAACUUGUAGAGGGAGACCUGGUCACCCAGGACCGAUACCUGCUGCCGUGAUCGGCUCAGUGUACCGUUUAUGGCUGAUAAUCGGACCUCACGCCUCUUCCUGGUCAUCUGCAGUGUCUGUGAACUUGAGCUAACGUGGUCUCCUGAUGUUAAACCAGUUUCUUGGCCUCAAAGAAGCUCUUCAGGUGCUUCAUCUGCCAGAUUCCCGUGACGAUGAGGAUGAGUGUCUGAGCGAUGGACCACCAGAGGACGCGCUGGUUGGUGCUCUCGCUCGUCAUACGGAAACGCUCCUCG